Molecule: messenger RNA, 408 nt
Organism: Mytilus trossulus (common blue mussel)
Lineage: Eukaryota; Metazoa; Mollusca; Bivalvia; Mytilida; Mytilidae
Exons: 3
Coding region: 106-408 (100 amino acids)
Source: RefSeq, a predicted model, not a curated record
CUUUGAUCCUCUCCAGUGAUUUUUAAAGAUUGCUUUAAGAAAUGACGUAGUUUCUUGUCAUUUUGAAAUACCACAUUUGAUUUUCAAUUCAGUUUUAGUUUUGAGAUGGAAUAUUAUUCAAAGAUUUUGUGCUUUCUCUUGGGAAUUUUGAAUGAAAAUGUGGUACCUACCUUCGCCGGAUACUGUUACAGUUAUUACUACAACUAUUAUUACUACUGCGACACCUACUGGGCAAUCGGAAGUAUUGUGGGAGCAGUUAUUGGGGGAAUUAUUGGAUUUGUCAUUGUCAUAGUUAUUAUUGCUGCAUUAUGUGGAGCAUGCAAAACACGUGGUAAUCGUGGAACAGUAGUCCAACCAGCACACACCACAACAGUCCAAACAUUAUAUCAGGGUAUGUAUAUAGAGUAG